GGCGCUGCCACCGCUUUCUUCGCCUCGCGUCAGGCCAGACAGGACAGGGCAGGGUCGAGGACAGUCGGGUGUACAUUCAGAUCCCCCAGUACUUUGCUAUUGCACGGCCGGGACUCCGGAGCGGCAGAAACUUUCGGGCAACCCCUGCCGCUGCGGUUGGGAGAAGCCAGGACUGCGCCGCCCCUCGCUCGGAUAUGGAGCUGCUGUCGCCGCCGCUCCGCGACGUAGACCUGUCGGGCCCCGACGGCUCUCUCUGCAACUUUGCUACAGCGGACGACUUCUAUGAUGACCCGUGUUUCGACUCCCCAGACCUGCGCUUCUUCGAGGACCUGGACCCGCGCCUUGUGCACGUGGGCGCACUCCUGAAGCCCGAGGAACACGCGCACUUCCCCGCGACCGUGCACCCGGCCCCGGGUGGGCGCGAGGACGAGCAUGUGCGCGCGCCCAGCGGGCACCACCAAGCUGGCCGCUGUCUACUGUGGGCUUGCAAGGCGUGCAAGCGCAAGACCACUAACGCCGACCGCCGCAAGGCGGCCACCAUGCGUGAGCGGCGCCGCCUGAGCAAAGUCAACGAAGCCUUCGAGACGCUCAAGCGCUGCACGUCCAGCAACCCGAACCAGCGGCUGCCCAAGGUGGAGAUCCUGCGCAACGCCAUCCGCUACAUCGAGGGCCUGCAGGCGCUGCUGCGUGACCAGGACGCCGCGCCCCCUGGCGCCGCCGCUGCCUUCUAUGCGCCUGGCCCGCUGCCCCCAGGCCGCGGCGGCGAGCACUAUAGCGGCGACUCGGACGCGUCCAGCCCGCGCUCCAACUGCUCCGACGGCAUGAUGGACUACAGCGGCCCCCCGAGCGGUGCGCGGCGGCGGAACUGCUACGAUGGCACCUACUACAGCGAGGCGCACAGCGAACCGAGGCCCGGGAAGAGUGCUGCGGUGUCCAGCCUUGACUGCCUGUCCAGCAUCGUGGAGCGCAUCUCCACCGAGAGUCCCGCCGCGCCCGCGCUUCUGCUGGCCGACGCGCCGCCGGAGUCGUCUCCCGGCCCGCAGGAGACGGCCACCCCGAGCGAGGGCGAGCGCGGCGCCCCCACCCCUUCCCCCAACGCCGCCGCGCUGUGCCCUGCGGGCGCGAACCCCAACCCCAUCUACCAGGUGCUCUGAGGGGUGGGCGGCCGCGUCGGAGGGCGCUGCUGCCCACCCGCCCGAGGGAGGGUGCCCUCGCGCCGAAAAGAUUGAGCUUAAAUGCCACCUCUCCCCAACCGCGCUUUAAAAGCGACCCAUCCCGAGGUAGGAAAGGCGGGAGAACUGAUGCGUGUUUCCGCCUCCUGCAUCCCAGGACAAGGACACAGUCCUCUUUUUCCACGCAGCACCCUCCCCUGAGACGCGCUGCGAUGGCGGGUCGGCGUUCCUUGGUGGGCCAGAACUGAUCCUCGAGGGGCUAGGCCCAUCCUCUUCCUGGUCUCCUCCCCCAGGGGGCGUGGGACCCCUGCAGACCUAAGCCCCGCCCCCGGACGCCCAGGUCGCUUAAGGGGGCGUGGCCUCUCCUUCCGGGAGCCCUCCCGACGUCCGCUGUUUCCCGUUGUCUGCGGGGUGCGCUCACGUCGCCGGUGCAACUAGUGUACCGGUUACCACUCGCACCCCCUCCCCGGUUCAGGACCACUUUUUGUAAUACUUUUGUAAUCUAUUUCUGUAAAUAAGAGUUGCUUUGCCAGAGCAGGAGCCCCUAGGGCAGUAUUUAUCUCUGAGGCAUGGUGUGCGGUGCAACAGGGACUUUGUAUGUUAUUAUGGCAGGCGAGCGAGCCGCCGGCGCUUGCCAGGUUUUCGAAAU
Messenger RNA from Equus quagga, 1821 nucleotides. RefSeq names its product myogenic differentiation 1 (gene MYOD1). Gene Ontology annotation, molecular function: DNA-binding transcription factor activity, RNA polymerase II-specific; RNA polymerase II cis-regulatory region sequence-specific DNA binding; protein dimerization activity. Lineage: Eukaryota; Metazoa; Chordata; Mammalia; Perissodactyla; Equidae. Gene Ontology annotation, biological process: positive regulation of myoblast differentiation; regulation of transcription by RNA polymerase II; muscle organ development. The transcript is spliced from 3 exons. Bases 195 to 1154 code for a protein of 319 amino acids. The record is from RefSeq and is a predicted model, not a curated record.